Messenger RNA from Aegilops tauschii subsp. strangulata, 820 nucleotides. RefSeq names its product high molecular mass early light-inducible protein HV58, chloroplastic. Lineage: Eukaryota; Viridiplantae; Streptophyta; Magnoliopsida; Poales; Poaceae. The record is from RefSeq and is a predicted model, not a curated record.
GUCAUCGGCAACAGCACACAGAAACAACAGCCCACAACGAACCAAGUGUGAUCUAGCCAGUCCCUGCUUCCUGCUGUGAGUAAUGGCGACCAUGGUGGCCUUGAGCUCCUUCGCUGGUGCCGCCGUCGUCGGCCGCUCCGCCUCCUGGUCUCCGGCGGUGCCGCGCCGGCGCGCCCUCCUCGUCAGGGCCCAGAUCGAGCCGGGUGUCGAGCCGACCAAGGAGGAGACGACGAGCGCAUCGACAUCCUCCCCGAGCCCAACCCCAAGCCCGAGCACGACCCCGGUGGCGCCCAAGCCCAAGGCCAAGGCUAACCCCUCGGUCUGGGACGCGCUCGCGUUCAGCGGCCCGGCGCCGGAGCGCAUCAACGGCCGGCUCGCUAUGGUGGGCUUCGUGGCGGCGCUCUCCGUCGAGGCCGCGCGCGGCGGCGGGCUGCUCGACCAGGCCGGCAGCGGCGCCGGGCUGGGAUGGUUCCUGACAACCGCGGCUGUGUUCUCCGUGGCGUCUCUGGUGCCGCUGCUUCAGGGGCAGAGUGUGGAGAGCAAGUCCAGCGGCGUAUGGACCGCCGACGCCGAGCUGUGGAACGGCCGCUUCGCCAUGCUCGGCCUCGUCGCACUCGCCGUCACCGAGUUCAUCACCGGCACGCCCUUCGUCAACGUCUGAAACUAGCUAGUGUGUACUAGUACUCCUGUACGUGCGUGUACAUAUUGUUGGUCAUGCUGAGGAACUAGUGGUACGGACUCUGGUAGAGUAUUCUGUAACGGAUUCUGUAAGCCUUAUAGGUUGUGUUUCUUGAUGAUGAUAUCUUGGAGCUUCGAAUUA